AGGGUAUAUCUAUCUAUUUGUAAACGCGUUCAAUAUGACAUUCAGUUCUGGAAGUAUGCCCUCUAUUCUACCAUUCUACAGCUUCACUGAUAUCGUCCAGUACUGAGCUACUUACAUCAAGGAGAAAUGGUUAUGGCCUCGCGUGGAUAGCUGCUACGUUAUCAACGAGGUAUGUAUCUUGAUAUACACUAUCAGCUGCAUUAAAAACACGAAGAACAAACCUCACAAGCUUCAAAAAGCUUUCAAAGAAGGAUAUACUGAAUUUUUCGAUACCAAGCUUCUGUCAAACACUACAAAAUCCACCUGAACCAUUAGCUUUGCGUCUUUCAUGUUCUUCCAUCACGAUGUACAACAAGUACACAAUAAUCUUGUCAAAGCUACUGCAAGUAUCGACAACAGGAGCAAAGGUGAACGUGUAAAUCUACUACAUGAUCGUGCUCGAGCUGAACAUAUCACUCUUGAUGUGAACCGGCUUCACGGGCCUGAUGAUGUCCAAGGCCUCGAUUUACGUCUUGAAUUAGCUGAUAUGGUAGGUAUUCUCUGAUCUCUUCUUUUACUACAAAUUUUGCCUCCCUCAGGAUAUCAAUAAUGACGUAAUUUUAUUCGAGGAUAGCUACCUGGCUUCAUUGACUGGCUAUGACAGUCAUUCGAGUGAAAUAGGUAGAGCACGUCCAGUUCAGCAAGAAUAUCUAUUCGAUCCGCUUAUUGCUAUGGACUGGAGUGCUUCCAGCCACGCUUUUGAUCCCGUAAUAUUAAGUACAGAAAUGCCUCAACAAUUCGAUCAGUCUGUAUCACAACAUUUCGUGCAAGAUAAGCCACCUUCCAAGC
Molecule: messenger RNA, 828 nt
Organism: Wallemia mellicola CBS 633.66
Lineage: Eukaryota; Fungi; Basidiomycota; Wallemiomycetes; Wallemiales; Wallemiaceae
Exons: 2
Coding region: 329-544 (71 amino acids)
Source: RefSeq, a predicted model, not a curated record